UGACUUUCGUCAAAUGCGACAGUGGCAACCCCACUUAAAUGAACAUUGAUUCCGUCGAACCGUUUGACAGGUCUUUACAUUUUUGUUGGCGUGCAAAGUAGCAAAAAAAAAUAACUCAAAAUGGGUAAGGGAAAUAAUAUGGUUCCGAACCAACACUUUCACAAGUGGUGGCAACGACACGUGAGAACCUGGUUCAACCAACCAGCACGCAAACAUCGUCGUCGUGUUAACCGUAUCAAGAAAGCCAAGGAAGUUUUCCCACGACCAGCUGCUGGCCCACUUCGUCCAGUUGUUCGCUGCCCAACCGUUCGUUACCACACAAAACAACGUAUCGGCCGUGGUUUCACCCUCGAAGAAUUGAAAGGUGCCGGAUUAACCGCCGGCUUUGCUCAAACCAUUGGCAUUGCUGUCGACCGUAGACGCCGCAACAAGUCCGUUGAAGGACAACAAGAAAACAUCCAACGUUUGAAGGAAUACCGUAGCAAGUUGAUCUUGUUCCCAGUGCACGCUAACCGCAAAUUGCGCAAAGGUGAAGCCACCGAAGAAGAACGUAAAACUGCUACACAAUUCACUGGACCAGUUAUGCCACUCAGCAAACCAUCUCCACAAGUUGAAUUCCGUAAAAUCACAGAUCAAGAACGCAAAUUCAACGCUUUCCACACUUUGCGUCGUGCUCGUGUUGAUGCUCGUUUGGUUGGAAUCCGCGCCAAGAAAGCUAAGGAAGCUGCAGAAAACGCCGAAAAUGCCAAAACCAAGGGAAAGUAAGCGGAACAUAAAUAACGUCAAAUUCAUACACAAUCUGUGUAUUUACGAAUGAAACAAAAAAUAAAAAUCUUUAAUUCAUACUUUCGUAUUAACGAA
This is a messenger RNA of Contarinia nasturtii (swede midge), 861 nucleotides long. It is a transcript of the gene RpL13, whose product is annotated as 60S ribosomal protein L13. Lineage: Eukaryota; Metazoa; Arthropoda; Insecta; Diptera; Cecidomyiidae. The transcript is spliced from 4 exons. Bases 121 to 765 code for a protein of 214 amino acids. The record is from RefSeq and is a predicted model, not a curated record. Gene Ontology annotation, molecular function: RNA binding; structural constituent of ribosome. Gene Ontology annotation, biological process: translation. Gene Ontology annotation, cellular component: cytosolic large ribosomal subunit; ribosome.